UGCCACGUCACAUCAGUAUCCUUGAAUCCGAGCUUUAUAUUCUCUCCAAAAGUUUCGUUUCAGUUCUCUGAAUUUAUUAUUAUGUUUUCUUUUUCUCUACGUUUCUGAUCGAUGAUUCAUUAUUUACAUUUGAUUAGCAAGUUUUGGUUCUGUAGUGUUGCGAAAGUAGUUGAGUGGUUUUCUCAAGCUUUGUUUCGAACGAUGGCGUUAACAAAAAUAGUGAAGUGGAAUGGCUUUCAAGGCGGCCAGGAAGAGGAGUUAGGUUCAGUGAAAAUCACUAGAGGAUUAGGGAGGAAAAGGGUUUUGCUUUCAAGCAGAGUACACGAAUCAACGACGCCGUUGAAGAGACAACGAAGCAGAACUAGUAAUGUCUCUUUGUCAUCUCGCCUUGAAACUCUGCCUCAAGAACUAUUGAUCCGAGUGAUUUGUGGGGUGGACCAUGAGGAUCUGAUGAGUUUAAGUACGGUAUCUAAAUCAAUUAGAGAAGCUAGUUUGGUAGCAAAAGAAUUGCAUUUUGCAUACACAACACCCAAGAAGUCUCGAGGUUAUCGAAACCAACUAGAUCCCGAGGAUUUUAGCAAUCACGUUGAAGACGUUGAGCCGCCUAACGCACCGGUUCACCAUCGUUGGACCACGGCUAAGAGGAAAGAGCAGCGCUCUAAUGUCUCUGUGGCAUUGUUUACUUGAAAAUGAUGAUGAUGAGUUUAUGUAGAUGGUUGGAUUCGAGUGGCUUUUAACUACUGUUAAAGUCUCUUUGACGGUUGGUUGAUAGCUUUUUUUUUUUAAGAUUAGUAUGCAUUUCGAUUCAGAAGCUUUUUAGGGUUCUACAAUUGGGAUUUGUAGAUAAAUUUUAUUUUUCUGCAUACCUUGGGAACUGAAAUGGUUUUUUAAUGUAUUUCAGACUUUUGGGGUUUUAGUCAGAGUAUCCAAGGUUCUGUUUUUGUUUUUGUCUUAGGGUGCAAUAAAGAUAAAUCAGUCUAGUAUAUCUAAUGAAUUGUCUGUCAUAAAUUUUUAAAUAUUGUAUUACUUUUCCUAAACUAAUAUCAUCUACCUAUUGUAAUUUGUUCAUGCUUUCUGUAACUCAGCAAUCCUCUUCUAUAUACAAAACUCUGACCAUACU
This is a messenger RNA of Eruca vesicaria subsp. sativa (arugula), 1120 nucleotides long. Lineage: Eukaryota; Viridiplantae; Streptophyta; Magnoliopsida; Brassicales; Brassicaceae. The record is from the annotation of a GenBank genome assembly.